Messenger RNA from Orbilia oligospora ATCC 24927, 786 nucleotides. RefSeq lists its product as uncharacterized. The record is from RefSeq and is a predicted model, not a curated record. The coding region runs from base 1 to 786 and encodes 261 amino acids. NCBI's taxonomy places the organism in Eukaryota, Fungi, Ascomycota, Orbiliomycetes, Orbiliales, Orbiliaceae. The transcript is spliced from 2 exons.
AUGAAAACGAGAAACAAGAAGAGGGGCAGCAAUAAGCCGCCGCUCACUUGGGGUGGGUUAGAGAUGGAGGAUCAGGCAAAGAAAGUUUCAAGAAGAAGCAGCCUGCCGGCUCUUCUGGUCGAGCCACCUCCUGUUGUCCGAAGUUCGGCCGCUCACGCAAGAGUUAGCGACGACGACGAUGCCCCAGCUCCCUCUCGCGCCGUUCCCGCCCCGCAUAGGUUCGCGCCGGCAAGACACCGGGUUUUCGAUUCAGGCUAUAGGGUUGUUUCCGGGGAAAGAUAUGCCCUGAGGGAACGCUUAGAUAUUGUUGUAGAAAUACAACCGUUCGGGUUCCCGGGAGCCAAAGCUCUUUUCAGGGAUCUUGGGGUUCAAUACGGGAAACGUAGAGACGAUGAAUGGCAUCAGGAAAUCGAACGAGCUGUUCUACAUCAGACGUGGGGCCGAGAAGAGGGCAAUGAGAAACCGAAUUUGUUGCUAUGGACGACGCCAUUAGCCCCGAAUGACGGUUGCCCCCAGGUUAAAAUCGAUGGCGUCAACCACCCAGACCUCAAUAUCGUACAGAACCGCUAUCACAAUUCUGCCAAAACGACAUUCCAUGUGAAGAUUAUGUUGAGGCAAAGCCUCGUUUUGUUCCUUGUCAUUUCAUAUUUGAUAUACAAGGAGGGAUUAGAUGUACGCACCUCACAGAAAUCGCUGAAGGAGGUGGCGGAAGUGGUAUUAAAGAUAACGUUGGCGAUUCUUGCCGGCUUGGGAGCCAUUUACGGUUUCCUAGCAGGGGUGAUGUAG